CCAAAACCUCCUUUCCCCGAAUCCCAAAAACCCUCCACCACCACCUCAUCCUCCUCCGCCACCGAGUCCCUCCGCUUCUUCAACUGGGCCCGCUCCCACCACCCCUCCUACCACCCCACCUCCCUCGAAACCGAAGAGCUCGUCAAGACCCUCGCCCGCUCCAAGAAAUACGACUCCAUGUGGAAGCUCCUCGACUCCAUGAAAACCCACCACCACCUCACCCUCUCCGAGUCCGCCCUCUGCUUCAUCAUCCAGGAAUACGGCAAGCACGGCCUCAUCGAUCAGUCCGUCGAGCUUUUCAACCGAGCCUCUAAGACCUUCCACUGCCCCCAGUCCGUCGAAAUCUACAACUCCCUGCUCUUCUCCCUCUGCCAGUGCAAGCUCUUCCACGGCGCCUACGCCUUGGUGAGGCGGCUGGUUCGAAAAGGGUUGGUUCCUAACAAGACCACCUACUCCGUCUUGGUCAAUGCUUGGUGCUCCAAUGGGAAAAUGAAGGAGGCGCAGCUUUUCCUGGAGGAGAUGAGCCAGAAGGGGUUCAACCCGCCGCUUCGGGGACGUGACUUGUUGGUUGAGGGGCUGAUCAAUGCCGGCUACAUUGAGGGUGCCAAGGAUAUGGUGAGGAAGAUGGUGAAGGAGAAUUGUGUGCCGGAGAUUUCGACUUUUAAUGCAUUGAUGGAGGCUAUUUGUAAGAGUGGGGAGGUUGAGUUUUGCAUUGGUCUUUACUGGGAGGCAGUUGGGUUGGGGCUUUGUCCUGAUAUUAAUACUUAUAAGGUGUUGAUUCCGGCGGUUUCAAAGGCUCGGAGGAUGGACGAUGCGUUUAGGCUGUUGUGUAAUUCGAUUGAGGAGGGGCAUAAGCCGUUUCCGAGCUUGUAUGCUCCUAUUGUUAAGGGGAUGUGUAGGAAUGGUCAGUUUGAUGAUGCAUUUUGUUUCUUUAGUGAGAUGAAGGUUAAGGGGCAUCCACCGAAUAGGCCUGUGUAUACUAUGUUGAUAACCAUGGCUGGACGUGGAGGCCGGUUUGUUGAGGCUGCGAAUUAUUUGAUAGAGAUGACUGAGGUGGGGUUGGUGCCGAUUUCGCGGUGCUUUGAUUUUGUUACUGAUGGAUUGAAGAAUUGUGGGAAGCAUGAUUUGGCUAAGAGGAUUGAGCAAAUAGAGGUUUCUCUCAGGGGCACUUGAUGAUGCUUCAUUUGAGUUGUUGAAUUGUGAUGGGUUUUCGCUAUUGAACAAUGACUGUUGCCUCUGCCAAUAUCCUUUAGAGACAAUGGUUUUUGCUGUUGAAGGAUGACUAGUGCCUCUGCCAUUUGCGUUAAGAGACAGUUGUAUGGAUACAUAAUGAAAAAGAGGAGAGAAGAAAGAACCAGCUCUUCAGCCAAGCAGGUCUAUCCUCGUCCAAAAGGUUUGGGAAGACACAGAGAAUUGGUUGAUAGAUCCAGUGGUAAGAACAGCAAUACCGCAUGUAUGUCAUUUUAACAAAUAUGUUAUUUUCUUUGAUAUCUAAAGAUUUAACACAGUAUAUAUGAUUUUUUUUUGAAUAGAUUCGUACUGAGACUGGAUAUUACAUCUAAGAUUACAUUAAAUUGGUAUUGGUUAAAUUUUUACAUUUCAAACCGGAACUGAUAUAUACAAAUCAAAAGUGACAAGUUUGAGCAUCUCCUCUUCUUAUAUGUGCCAGAUUUAAUUAUUUGAAAUUGAUCAUGAAUUAUCUAGAAGUAGCCUUUCUUGUGGCGCUUCUUCAUACUCUUAUGUAACCCUGGAUUGCGACUUCUUGUCUAUGUAUGGAGUGUGAAACUCAUUUUCACAAUUUUAUUAAACCAUGUUCUCUGAAA
Argentina anserina (silverweed cinquefoil) is the source of this 1823-nucleotide messenger RNA. Its product is annotated as pentatricopeptide repeat-containing protein At5g18390, mitochondrial. Gene Ontology annotation, biological process: mitochondria-nucleus signaling pathway; chloroplast-nucleus signaling pathway. Gene Ontology annotation, molecular function: protein binding. The transcript has 2 exons. Lineage: Eukaryota; Viridiplantae; Streptophyta; Magnoliopsida; Rosales; Rosaceae. Gene Ontology annotation, cellular component: chloroplast. The record is from RefSeq and is a predicted model, not a curated record. The annotation marks the transcript as partial.